UCGUUAUAUAGAAAUUUUAACAUAAUUUUUAUCAUAAAUAUUAGGGUCCCUAGCCGGAAUUGUAAACAUCAAACUGAACGCCGCAUAAACGUGUUUCUUGAUCGGCAUUCAAAAAUACAAAUAAUUUUAAAACAAAUAGUAUUAAUUGUCAUUUUAAUUACCAUGGACGAUAAUCUUUCGGAUUUGAAAACAGAUGAAACCGCUCAAGAGGAUAUUUCCAAUCUAGACAAAUUAACGCAGUCCUAUUUAUUGUUAAAAAAGAAAAUUGCUGGAACUCAUGAAUUAAUUAAAAAAUAUAAUGAUAAAACAAAAAAAUGUGAACGAUUAAAGCAAGAGCUAGAUACAGCAAGUAAAGCUAUAAAGGAAACAACAUAUAAUUAUAAUUCUACUUUAGCAAAAAUUAUUAAAUUGGAACUUCAAAAUACAGAAUAUAAAAAAAGCAUUGAAACUCUGACUACACAAGUUAAUGAAGCUAAUAUCAAGGCAGCAGCUGAUCAGCAGCAUAUACAACAAUUAAUAUGUAAAAUAAAGGACACAGAAGAAGAUCAAAAUCACAAGAUAAUACAAUAUGAUUUAGAAAAAUCCUCACUUCAAGUAAGAAUCAAGGAAUUGGAACAGGAGUUAAAAAAUGUAAAAAAAUCCUAUGAUACAAAAAUGAAAAAGAUGGAAAAGAAAAUUUCUGUAAAAAAUGAAGAUAAAGCAAAGUUACAGGAUGUUGGAACUAAUACAUCGACUAGAAAGACAAUAAUGCAAAAUCCGGAAGUCACAGAUAAAAGCGUAUUAACCGACGAUUUUUAUAAUGUCAAGGAUGUCUUAUAUCCUAUAUUUUGUGACAACUGCAGUGUUCUAUUAGAUCCACCUCCCCUUGAGAAAAUAUGCACAAUUAUGAGCAAUUCAUGUCCAAAACUUGUUGAAAAGAUUCCAUCUCCACCAAAAAGAUCUCCAUCUCCAUUACAAUCAUCAAUAGAUAUAAGGGAUGGACAACGGUGUAAGACUGAAACUUUGUUAACAUUAUCAGACACUUCUUCGCAGCAUUUACCGAAUCAGAACAAUCGUGUAGAGUUUAUUCCAACAAGUCUGUUAACGCCCCAUACGAUUUCGUUAGGUCGCUCGGAUUAUUGUAAUACUUUUCCUCCGACAUCGAAUUUAAUAGAUCCAAGUACAUACUAUAUCGGAUCGACGCCACUUAAUCCGUUAUCAAGGACAGAUUCGAAUACAACUAAUCAGAAUAAUCAUUGCGAGAAUAUGGUAACGCCUACGUUAUCGAUUAUUUUGUCGUUACAAAAAAGAAUCGAUAUGUUGGAAAUGAAAAUGAAAAUGAAAGAGAAAUUAAAUAAAAAGAGCUUAAAUCAAAACAAUAGCUGUUGUCAGCAUCAUCAUCUAAAUGCUUGUAGUAUGUACGAUAUAAAUAACUCUACGCGAUUUAAUUUCAAUGAAUUGAGAAAACUGAUGGACGCUUACAGAAGAAAAGAAACAAAAAAAUUUAAUGGGCAUAAAACAUUGAGGAAAUUAUCUCGAUUAAAAUGCAAAAGACUACAAAAUGUGUAUACUGGUUUUUGGAAAAUUGAAUCAGUUGUUAACAAAACUGAACGAACUUCUCUUAAGAAAAAGCUUAAGAAGAGCAAGUAUCGAAAUUCAUUUCUCAGAAAAUCUGAUAAUUUGUUACAUAGUACAGAAGACAUAGAAGAGUUAACUGGUGACAGUAAAACAAAUAUUAAUGUAGAAUCUAAAAGCGUAUUACGUAUAAGAAGAUCUAGCUUGUCUUUGAAUUCUGAUCAUACAAAUAGAAAUGAAGCUGAAGCAAAAAUAGUACGAAAUUUGGUUGAAUGUAGUAAGUCAGUAGGAGGUGAAACCGAUUCAGGAAUAUUAUCGGAUUCUAUUGAAUCUGGAAAACUGAUCCGAUCUGAAGCAAAUACGGACAUAUAUUCGGCACUAACAGAGCAUAAAAGCGCAAUAGAAAUAAAAUCUUCUAUGGAAAAUGAAUCAUGUUCUAUUGAGCAUAUUAAACCGGUAAACGAAUCCCCGAUAAAAGUAGUACACGUAUCACAUUUAGUAAAAUUGGAUAAAUCAAUUGAAAAAACUAAUACUUUAAAUAAAGACAUGUCAGAAACGCCACAAUCUGAUAGGAAAAGGAAGAUAAGUGAAAGCGAAAUUAAAAAAUCCGUUAUUCGACCAAAGUUGCUGGGAAAAAUAAAAAAUUUAAAGAAGAAUAGUAAAAUCAUGAAAACAUGUCAAAAUGUGUUGGAACAUCAAGAUAUGCAGAAUUAUGAGCAUGAAAAUGGUAAUAUAUCUAAAAAACAAGAAGGUUUAGACAAUAAUUCUCAAGUAGUCAAAAAGGAUGAUUAUAUACCUAAAAAGAAAUCUCGUAUUGCACACGUACCUAAGAACACAAUGAUUAAACAAAAGAAAUUAAACAAUGUUCCAGAGUUCAAAAAACAAUUAAUAAAAGAUUUAGAAAAUGCCAACUGUACUGAUUUAAAUGAAUUGAAAGGAGAUAAUAAUGAGUUGCAAAAAAUUUGUGGUAAUAAUAUACAAGAAACUCAAUUAAUUUCUUCAAAGGUACAUUCUAGCAGUACUGAAAAUAUUGUAGGAGAUGCUGUUCACGAAAUACCAAUUACCGAUAUUAAAAAUUUAUCAAGUAAUGUAAGAAACAAGACAUGCGGACAAGAUACAAACAUAACAUUCAAAACAAAUAGUAGGUAUAGUCUAUUUGAUACUACACUCAAUACUAAUUCUUUGGAAGGGGUAAUCAAAUUGAAUGAGAAAAAGACUGAUUCGAAUAAGAAUGACGAGCAUUUGAAACAUGUAUGUGAAAUUAAUUCUCUAGAUGUAAGAGAAAUCAACAAAACAAAUAGUACGAGCAAACAAGAAUUACUAAAUUUCAAUGACAAGUCUUCCACUGAUACUUCAGAGAUAAACGAUAUAAGUGAAAGGAAUUUAUGUACUAAAGAAAUAACACGCACGAAUGUUUGUAUUACACAGGAAGAUUCUGCUAUAGAACACGAACUAAAAUCAUACUGUCUACUUAAAAUAUUGCAAAAACAUAUUAAUAAUAAUCCAUCUAAGAAGAAUAAGAAAAUGUGUAAUAAAAAAUUUUUACAUAUCGGUCUAAUGGCAGAUGAAUUCGUGAGUAAACAAUUGCAAAGGCUGAUAGAUAAUGAUUGGCAGAAUUCCAUACAUUGGGAUGUGAUUGAAAAACUGAAAUUUACCUGUAGUUCUCGUAUUAUAGCAAAAGGAAUUAUAGAAUUCUUAAGCACAGAACAGGAACAUAACAGAAAUUUAGAUAAUAGUUAUACACCGCCUGCACCAUUAAUGACGAAAGCACAACAAAGAAUAUCAGCAUUAUUAAUUGACCUAGAAAAAUCAAUGCCCACUGUAUUUCAAUUUGUUCAAGUUGGCAUAGAGUACAAACUUUUUAGACUUAAUCAAGGAAUAGAGAGAUAUGCAAUAGAAUCUCUUGCUAGAAUGUAUACGGUUUUAGCACGAAUUAAGAAGGAUCGAGAAAAAGUGAGGAUAUUUUGUUGCGAUGCUUUGUAUUGUUUGGGAGUUCAUGCAAUACUUAUUUUAUAUACAGUACUCACUUCUUGGCCAGAAGUAUUUCCAAAUAACGAAACAAGUACUAAUAGGUUAUUGCCAAAAUGUAUGGCACAUUUAAUUAUGGCGCAGCAAGCUAUGGACUAUCCUAAACUUUAUGCCUUAAAAAAUUUAGUGUCAAUGUUCUACAAAUAUCCAAUGGGAACAUUAUCGAAAGAUUUGCUCAAAGAACUUUUGACUGCACUUCAAGAAAGAAAUGAUAGUGAAGCAGAAAUCGCUAUUAUACUUCUUGCAAAAAGAGAAGGAACUAAAUGGACGCACACGAACAUUAUUAAGGGUGCACUGUUAUCUAUGAUAAUUAACGAGAAAUUUCCGAGCACAUAUCGAGCGUUUUCUUUAUUAGGUAAUUUGAUGCGUGUAUUCCCAAUAGAAGAUAAAGAUAAUUUGGUUGGUCAAAUUGUAGAACAACUGUGCGAUUUAAUCAAUUCCGAUAAAGGAUCAGAUGAGCAAAAAGAAGGAGUUUUCUCGGCAUUGUUGAGUUUAUCGAGGCAUAAAUUUGAUGAAGUGAUACAGAAUACGUUAAAGUGGACUCCAUCUAUGCCAUUGCAUGAUCGAACCAUGGAACAGAUCAGUGGAUUAUUUAAUACGCGUGACCCAGAUUUUUGGAGGGCUUAUUUAAGAAAAAACAGACAACUGUUCGUUACUUUGGAAGAAAAUAAAACGUAAUGCAUAGUUUUUUU
Messenger RNA from Bombus impatiens (common eastern bumble bee), 4274 nucleotides. RefSeq lists its product as uncharacterized. The transcript is spliced from 15 exons. Bases 163 to 4260 code for a protein of 1365 amino acids. The record is from RefSeq and is a predicted model, not a curated record. NCBI's taxonomy places the organism in Eukaryota, Metazoa, Arthropoda, Insecta, Hymenoptera, Apidae.